Achroia grisella is the source of this 2889-nucleotide messenger RNA. RefSeq names its product ornithine decarboxylase 1-like. The record is from RefSeq and is a predicted model, not a curated record. The transcript is spliced from 11 exons. Lineage: Eukaryota; Metazoa; Arthropoda; Insecta; Lepidoptera; Pyralidae. Gene Ontology annotation, cellular component: cytoplasm. Gene Ontology annotation, molecular function: ornithine decarboxylase activity. Bases 527 to 1951 code for a protein of 474 amino acids.
UCAGUUCACCGCUACCAUUUCACGGGUGACUCUGCCUACAGUAUUGUUUUGUUUCAAUUAAUAUAUUCCAUAAAUUCUUUGGAUCGGCUUGUCUGAUCGGCUUUCGCGUUGACGUCCUAAAUAAUAUUUUUAUUUAGCAACAACCGUACGGUUGUUGCUUUGAAGUUAAUAAAAGCUUUGAGAAUUACGCUAUUAAGGGGAGCACCGGGUGAGUCCGGCGCGAGUGCCAGUGCCGGGCGAGACGGGCGAGAGAUCCGUCCGCAGCUUCCGCGCCCACGGCCUUCCACGCGCUGCUGGCGCCGCGCGCUCAACGUAGACCCGCCCUGGCUGCGGCACGCGCCCACCCGCUGACGCCACACCACGCCUGACACCUGACACUUGUUGACGAACGCUUGUGGACCCCCACCACCGGGCCCGACCACCUGACACCGUCCGCAGCCCCGCCCUCGGCCACCCGGGGCCGGCCCGGCUCUCAGGGGCACCGACCCACUGAAGUGACAAGUGUUUGUGAACUGUGUUGAUCAUCAUGAAGGUUCUGCAAGAAGAGCAGCGCGUUACCGUGAUGGAGGGGCCGUGGACGCCAGUCGACGUCAUCAAGCAGAUAGUGGACGAGGGCAACCAGGAGGAUCCGUUCUACGUGAUGGAUCUGGGGGAAGUGGUCAAUAGGUACCAUCGUUGGAAGGAGCUGAUGCCGCGCGUUGAGCCGUUCUAUGCGGUGAAGUGCAACGAUGACAAGCUGCUGGUGUCGACGUUGGCAGCGCUGGGUGCCGGGUUCGACUGCGCCUCCAAGGCCGAGAUAGAACUCAUCACCUCUCUGGGAGUGAAGCCUGAUCGCAUAAUAUUCGCGAACCCAGCCAAGAUGGCGUCGCAUAUACGCUACUCGGCGGCUGCGGGCGUGGACUUGAUGACCUUCGACUCCGAGAUUGAGCUGCUGAAGAUCAAGCAGCACAUGCCGCAUGCGCAGCUGGUGAUCCGCAUCCGUUGCGACGCGGCGGUGGCGCAGUGUCCGCUGGGUAUCAAGUUCGGUUGCGAUCCCGUCGCUGAAGCGCCGCGUCUGCUCAAGUUGGCUGCGGUCUUAGGGCUCGAGGUGGUGGGCGUGUCGUUCCACGUGGGCUCGGGUGCGGCCGACACGGAGGUGUACGCGCGCGGUGUACAGUGGGCGCGGGCUCUGUUCACGGCCGCCACGCGCGCCGGACACCACAUGCGGCUACUGGACGUCGGCGGGGGGUUCGCCGGCGGCUCGCACUCCUGUCUCGCGCAGGUGGCGCAGGUGAUCAACAACGCACUUGAAACUCACUUCCCGGAACGUUCGGUGCGCAUAAUCGCUGAGCCGGGACGGUAUUUCGCGGCGGCUGCGUACACGCUCGCUACAAUGGUGCACGCUAAACGGGAGGUCACGUCGAAGGACAACGCGAAUGAAGACGAGACGCACACUAUGUAUUUCGUGAACGACGGCGUGUACGGCUCGUUCAACUGCGUGCUGUACGACCACCAGCAAGUCGUAGCCGAGCCACUCAUUCCGAGCCGGGCCGCGCCGCGACCGUGCUCGGUGUGGGGCCCGAGCUGCGACGCGCUGGACUGCGUGCUGCCGAGCGCGUUCCUGCCGCCGCAGCCGGCCGGCGCGUGGCUGGUGUGGCGCGACAUGGGCGCCUACACGCUGCCCGUCGCCUCGCCCUUCAACGGGUUCCCCGUGCCGCGCGUCGUGCCCGUCGUGCGCGCCGCGCUCUGGGCUGUGCUGAAGGAUCUGUGGCCGUUGACGGAGGCGCACUUCGUGCAGAGCGUGCCGGCCGCAGGGCCGCAGUCGCCGCCCCCGUCGCCGUCGUCCCCCUCGCCCCCCUCCCCCACCCCCUCACACUCCUCGGAGCCGUCCCCUUCUUCGUCCCCGCCCCCGAUCGCUGCCCUCGAUGACCACCACUCUCGUCUCGUAUUCGUGGAAUGCGCCCUCAAGUGACCGCACUGUCACGCCGACGACCAACGCGCGCGGUGAUACUCGAUAAUACGACUAAUUCGCCUAAAAAUACAGUCCAUAUUGCAUUAUUCACUCCUCAUAUCAAAUAUGUUUUUGUUGAAUAUUUAUAGGCGUUUUAGUUACGUUUCGUGUAUCACAAAACCGAUAAAAAAAGCCCAUAUAACAUGCGACAUGAUAGUCAAUUACUGGCUCAUCAAGGUUGCUGAUAUGAAUUUUAAAUACAUAGAAAAUCUUCAUUUAAAUGUUUCUCAGAAUCGAAUAUCCUGUUUCACGUUAUAUGGGCGAUGGCUCUGCUAUAUUGACUUGUUACCUUUUAUAACCGAUUUAAUAUGUCAUUUAUAUUCAAACUAUGGUUUUAAUAUUUGAAAAAUCAUAAUUAACUUUUGUUCAUGCAUUUGAUUAAUAUCUAGAAAGUAGUUCUUAGGAAUGGCAAUACUUGACGGUACCACAGGCGUCACAGUGUAGUGUGAUAUCUGUGGUCCUGCCUAUACAUGACGGUCGUUUCCUAACUGUUGACCUGUCAGUUCAUUCGCCAUUCUAUGUCGUAAAAAGUGUAUUUUCUAAUUAUAUUUGAUUAUUUUACUAUUGUUGUGACCAUUGAAAUACAUUUUAACUGUUUUAUAUAAAUGUGGUGGUAGAUGCGUUUUUAUAUCACUAAAUAUUAUUUUUACAUUCAUAUAACUGUAUGGUAGUUGUAUCAUUGCUUACUACUAACAUUAAAAAAAAAGUAACUGUUUGGAAAUUGUUAUGAAUCGUCAAAUUGAUUGUACGUGUGUAGAGCAAUAGGAACAUUCCUUUAUUAUCGUAGAUUGUACGAUGUUGUCAAAUGUAAUGGAUUUUUCAAUGUUUAUGAAUUUUUCAUAGUUUCGCAAAAAUGUUUGUAGCAAGUGGCUUUUUCCAAUAAAUUUCUGACAUCAUAA